CUACUAAAAAUUAACAAGUUCAAAAGAGUGUUUGGAGUUGUGUUAGAACUCAUUAUAUUGUAUUCAUUUUCUUUAAUUUCUUUAAUACGAUCGGAGAGUUUUUAUCACAACCCGUAAUCAUCCAAGAACUAAAGCAUCAUAUUGCAUACAAAAAGUGCACUGCGAUUCGACGAAACAGUGUCGCUUUCUUGUUCAUCGAGUGUAUUCACUGACCAAUUCUCGUUAAUUUCUGGUCUGAUUCUGCGAAAGUGUGAUUGAACAUUGGAGAUCGACAUAGGAAGACGAAGAGCUAUGGAUUCUUCUUCUUCUUCUUCUCAUAUGGCUUCGCUUCCAGAAAAUGCGACGGAGGAGCAUUCACAACAGCAAACUCAACCCGAUUCUGCUUUCGCUUCCGUUCCUCAACGCCCACCGACUAAGAGCUCUUCAGAAAAAAACGCGCCUCUAGAUUGGUCCCAGUAUUUUGACAAAGAAGACGAUGUUGCGAUUCCCGCAUCUAACGAUGUGUUUCAUAUUUAUACGGCAGGAACUGAAGGUCCCGUUGUAUUCUGUUUACACGGGGGUGGUUAUUCCGGGCUUUCGUUUGCUGUCUCAGCAAGUAAAAUUAAGGAGAAAGCUAGGGUAGUGGCUAUGGACUUGAGAGGCCAUGGGAAAUCAUCAACAGAAAAUGAUAUUGACUUAUCUGUUGAGACUAUGUGCAACGAUGUAUUUGCUGUUAUAAAGGAAUUAUAUGGCAACUAUCCUCCAACAAUGAUUCUUAUUGGUCACAGCAUGGGAGGAUCAAUUGUUGUGCAUGUUGCUGCAAGAAAAUCAUUGUCCACCUUGGCUGGGUUGGUUGUCGUGGAUGUUGUAGAGGGAACAACUAUGACUUCACUCAUUCAUAUGCAGAAAAUUCUAUCAAACAGGAUGCAACAUUUUUCAAGCAUUGAAAAAGCUAUUGAAUGGAGUGUCAGGGCGGGGUCUGUAAGAAAUAUUGAUUCUGCUCGUGUAUCCAUCCCUCCCACAUUAAAAUAUGAUGAGUCAAAGAAAUGUUAUCUUUACCGGACUGAGCUGGAAAAGACUGAACAAUAUUGGAAAGGCUGGUAUGAAGGACUCUCUGAUAAUGUGUCCAAAAACUAUGUCGUGACUGUUUAUUUAAAUACCUUACAAUGAAUUUGUCCAAAAACUAUGUCGUGAGUUACAUGUUUCUUGUGUAUGGGUUGCAAGCUGCUGCUGCUGAAGAACUUCCACCAAUUUUUGUUGUCAAGUAUCAAGUGCAAAUUUAUUGAAAGAAAUGAAAUAUUGUUUGUCUUCCUAGGGGAGAACAGAGUGGGGCCCACCAUUCAUGUUGGAUAGUAUAUUUAUUUAAAUACCUUACAAUUAAUUUGUCCAAAAACUAUGUCCUGGGUUACAUGUUUCUUGUGUAUGGGUUGCAAGCUGCUGCUGCUGAAGAACUUCCACCAAUUUUUGUUGUCAUGUAUCAAGUGCAAAUUUAUUGAAAGAAAUGAAAUAUUGUUUGUCUUCCUAGGGGGGAACAGAGUGGGGCCCACCAUUCAUGUUGGAUAGUAUAUUUAUUUAAAUACCUUGCAAUUAAUUUGUCCAAAAA
Messenger RNA from Vigna unguiculata (cowpea), 1582 nucleotides. RefSeq lists its product as uncharacterized. Gene Ontology annotation, molecular function: protein methylesterase activity. The record is from RefSeq and is a predicted model, not a curated record. Gene Ontology annotation, biological process: protein demethylation. Lineage: Eukaryota; Viridiplantae; Streptophyta; Magnoliopsida; Fabales; Fabaceae.